Molecule: messenger RNA, 1287 nt
Organism: Exophiala xenobiotica
Lineage: Eukaryota; Fungi; Ascomycota; Eurotiomycetes; Chaetothyriales; Herpotrichiellaceae
Exons: 3
Coding region: 1-1287 (428 amino acids)
Biological process (GO): ceramide biosynthetic process
Cellular component (GO): membrane
Molecular function (GO): sphingosine N-acyltransferase activity
Source: RefSeq, a predicted model, not a curated record
AUGGCUCGCCCACGACGAACAUCAAGCAAUCUCGGGGGUGACCCUCGCGGAGACACCAGUGGCCCUGCGUGGGCUACAAUGACGCCCAAACAACCCCUUCAGCCUUCCAACAGCGAAAAAGAACUAAAGCCUCACUCGAAGCGUCGGAAAGCCCGAUCGGCAUUUCGAAAAUGGAAGAACCUGUCCUAUCGGCAUACGUGGCUGAACCCGCUCCUCCUCAUGCUCGCCAUCCUAACCGCCUACUUCAUCAAUCCUGGGGAACAGAACCCCUUUCAUAAAGCCAUCUUCCUGUCAUACCCACUGGGGCCGGACUAUCCAGGUGGACCGAAUAUGUACGGCAAGGGUUACGCAGAUUGGGCCUUUGUGGGCUUCUAUACGAUCGUCCUGACCUUCACGAGAGAGUUUAUCAUGCAGAGAAUACUUCGGCCACUGUCGGUCUAUUGCGGCAUGAAGAAGAGGGGGAAACAAUCGCGAUUUAUGGAACAAGUCUACACGGCCAUCUACUUUGGCAUUUUUGGGCCUUUUGGACUCUAUGUCAUGGCACAAGGGCCCCUGUGGUAUUUCAAUACCACGGCCAUGUUUGAGGGGUUCCCGCACCGAAAGCACGAAGGAGUCUUCAAGGCCUACUAUCUGCUGCAGGCCGCUUACUGGGCUCAGCAAGCCAUUGUUCUCAUGCUGCAACAGGAAAAGCCUCGAAAGGAUUUCCGAGAGUUGGUUCUGCAUCAUAUCGUGACGUUGUCGUUGAUCGGGUUGAGCUAUCGUUUCCACUUUGCGAAAAUGGGUAUUGCAGUCUACAUUACCCAUGACAUUAGUGACUUUUUCCUUGCGACAUCCAAAACGUUCAAUUAUCUCGACUCCAUUAUUGUCGGACCGUAUUACUUCUUCUUCAUGGUCGUUUGGAUUUACAUGCGGCAUUAUAUCAACUUGCGGAUUCUGUGGGCGACGUUGACUGAAUUCCGAACUGUUGGACCAUACGAAUUGAAUUGGGAGACUCAGCAGUACAAGUGCUGGAUCAGCCAGAUUAUCACGUUCGCCCUCCUUGCCUGUCUACAAGCUGUCAAUUUGUUCUGGUUGUUCCUGAUUUUGCGCAUCGCUAAGAACUUUGUUCUUUCCCGACCGGUGGCGGAUGAGAGGAGUGACGACGAAGAUGAGGAAGACGACGUCGACCCCGUUGGAAAAGAUAGCCAAGAUGCUAAGAUGAACGGGACCAAGCCUGUUGUUCUCGUCAACGGCGUGCCUCUGGAGGGUCACUCGGCAGCGCAAGGAGUCAGGAAAAGAAAAGGGUGA